CUGAGAGCAGAGAGAGGGAUCUGUUUCUGAGUAGGGUUGUGUGUGGCUGACCAAGGUUACUGAGCUACUGCAGAACAGAGCAGAGCAAAUCGGGCUUCUUAUAUUUAGCCUUGCGACGUGCGCGCUACGGAUUAUGUCUUGGGCGUCUCGGGUUUCGCCUUCAGUACGUUUGUGGGUGUGGAGGGGGUCCGGUAACUGGUGGAAGGCCUCUCUUCAGGAAAAGGCUGUUUACGGUGACAUAGUCGUUUCCCAUUCUGGAAGGCUAUUUGGAGGGUACAGAUAGUAAGAAAAACAGUCGCAGAGGACAUAGCAGUGUUAGACUACAGCUUCUAAUCUGAUACAAGUAGAGAACACUAACUGGGUUUUUGCAAACCAUUGGAGGGACCUCAUUUUAGUGCGGAGGCACAUUGAGGUCGUAGUUCAAAAGGAGUCAUGGAUACACUGGCUUUAGAGGCGAAGGCAACUGGGCAAGAAAAGAAAAGUUCAGCCCCAAGACCAAGACCUAAACCACCCAAAAAGGCCAAAAGGAUUGUUUACUUUGAGGUAGAAAUCGUGGAUGCCAAGACAAAGGAGAAGCUACUACUCUUGGACAAAGUUGAGCCAACUUCUACUAUUUUGGAUAUUAAGGCUUUGUUCCACAAAUCAAAUCCCCAGUGGUACCCAGCCAGACAGUCCUUACGCCUGGAUCCUAAGGGUAAGUGUCUGAAGGAUGAGGACGUCUUGCAGACACUUCCUGUUGGAACCACGGCCAGCUUCUACUUCUCUGACCUGGGUGCCCAGAUCGCCUGGGGCACUGUCUUCCUAUCAGAGUGUUACGGACCACUGCUCAUCUACUUGAUGUUCUACUUCCGCCUGCCUUUCAUCUAUGCCCCAAAGUAUGACUUUAGCAGCAGCAAGCACUGGGUUGUACAUUUGGCCUGCAUGUGUCACUCCUUCCACUAUGUGAAGAGAAUCCUUGAGACGCUGUUCAUCCACCGAAUCUCCCAUGGUACCAUGCCACUGAGAAACAUCUUCAAGAACUGCAGUUAUUACUGGUGUUUCGCAGCAUGGAUGGCCUACUACAUCAACCACCCCCUCUAUACACCGCCCUACUAUGGGCAACAGCAAGUGAAGACAGCACUCAUUAUAUUCUUAUUCUGUCAGGUCGGCAACUUCUCCAUCAACAUCACUCUACGCAACCUCAAAUGUCCAGGUUCGAAGGUCAAGAAGAUCCCACACCCAACUAAGAAUCCAUUCACCUGGAUCUUCGCGUUGGUGUCUUGUCCCAACUAUACAUACGAGCUGGGGUCGUGGAUGGGCUUCACAGUGAUGACCCAGUGCUUGCCRGUGGCUUUCUUCACYAUCGUGGGCUUUGUCCUGAUGACGGUGUGGGCCAGGGGAAARCACCGAAACUACCGCAAGGAGUUCCGUGACUACCCCACCCUGCGCUCCCCUAUACUGCCCUUCAUCCUUUAGUCAGAGAGGGGCUGGUCCCACACAUAACUUCACCCCUUUCAGCCCCACUGCAGUAUACAGCUGKUGCUUCUGACUGGGUAGGUUGGAAGGAGUCGUUGGAAUAGUUCAACUACACUGUGACUGGUUUUGGGGAGUUGAAAACCCCUUUUGAUGACUUAAAUGCAGAUGAGUCUUAAUCUGAUGUAAUGUGUACUACCGGUAUCUACUGUACAUGUCAAUGUGUGGAGGCACAAAUKAAUGGAAAAAAAUACACGUGUUUUACUAAAGUGGUGACUUAACUGUCGACUAAACUGU
Messenger RNA from Salvelinus sp. IW2-2015, 1749 nucleotides. RefSeq names its product very-long-chain enoyl-CoA reductase. Gene Ontology annotation, biological process: very long-chain fatty acid biosynthetic process. NCBI's taxonomy places the organism in Eukaryota, Metazoa, Chordata, Actinopteri, Salmoniformes, Salmonidae. Gene Ontology annotation, molecular function: oxidoreductase activity, acting on the CH-CH group of donors. The record is from RefSeq and is a predicted model, not a curated record.